GAAAAGUACAUUUUUGCUAAUACUAACUAAUAAAGCUCUUAAUUUUUUAAAAAACAUUUACUUUAAAUAAAACAUUAUUAAUAAAAGUUGAGAAGAUUAGUUUGUCAAUAACAUUAAUUGUAAAUCAUUGACUGUUGAAGAUCCCUAUUUGCCAGAAAAACGAUAUCGUACAUCAAUAACAUAUGAAUUUUCAAAACGUGAAUCCCUUAAAUGUUCGAUUGAACAUGGUCUCAGGAAAUUUGUUACCAAUGACUGAUGACGGUUCAUCAUUUCCCAUACUAUGGAGAAUAUAUGGCGCUUCAAUUUGGUUACUCGAAAUAAUUCAAAUGUGUGUUUUAAUUCCCGGUUGCAUAAUCGUGCCGAAAGAAAAAGCUCUGAAAGAUGGUCUAAUUGGUAUUGCGAUUACCAUAGAAGUAGUCUUCACAACCGUUAGAAUUUAUUCGCGUAAGGCAUUAGUGCGACGAUUGAUUCAGAAACUGAAUAAUAUCAUGUGCAUAAAAGAUGAAAUAAUGAAAAAUAUGGUGAUAGCGACACGGAAACCGAUGGAAAUGCUUUUCAAAUUUUAUUGGAUAGCUGGCAUAGUAUCUUUAAUCAUGUGGUUUACCGAACCAUUUAUGUUAAUUUUUAAAAAAAAUUCCUUCGUGUACAUGGAUUACAGAAUGCCAAUUGUAUUAUCCAAGGAACCAUUCUCGACCGGUAUUUUUUUAUUGGGAAGUCUCAUUGUCAUGCUUAGCAGCAUGUACAUAUUUACGAAGAAAGUCAGUGUGGAUAGCUACGUAAUAAAUAUGAUAUUAUUGAUUACUGCACAAUAUAAAUACAUUGCAUUAAAACUCUCUAUGAUAUUUCGAAACGAAAGGUUGCAGAAUAAUUACAGCAGUUCUAAUAAAAAGCAACAUUAUUCUGAAAUAAAUUUUUACGCAGAAAAAGAGAUAAAAUCUAUAUGUCAUCAUCAUAACGCGAUUCUUCACAUCACAUUAAUGCUACAAGAAUUGUUAGCUAUGAGUCUCAGUAUAACAUAUCUAAACAGUGUUUUCCGGUUUUGCUGCAUUGCUAUUAUGGUGAUCUCAAUACCUUCAAGCGAUUUAAAUGAAAAAGCCGUAUUUAUUAUGUAUGCUUCCGGUGGAGUAGUGCAGCUGUACAUACUGUGUUCAUGUGUGCAACAGUUAUUAGAUGCGAGCACUGAAAUAACGGAUCAAGCAUUUCACGGCGAGUGGUAUCGUUAUGGAACUUCUAUACAGCGGACAUUUAUAUUUAUGAUAAUGGCUAAUAAUUUAGAACUUAAACUCUCAACGUUUGAAAGAUACAAUUUAUCUCUGUCUUCAUUUAUGACAGUGAGUUUAUAA
Molecule: messenger RNA, 1343 nt
Organism: Nylanderia fulva
Lineage: Eukaryota; Metazoa; Arthropoda; Insecta; Hymenoptera; Formicidae
Biological process (GO): detection of chemical stimulus involved in sensory perception of smell; sensory perception of smell
Cellular component (GO): plasma membrane
Molecular function (GO): olfactory receptor activity; odorant binding
Source: RefSeq, a predicted model, not a curated record